AUGUGCUUCCUGCGACUCCAGGUGGACGUACUGGUCGACAAAGCACCGAUACUGAGGCAGGAUUCAACACCGGCGUGUCUCGCCGAGCUCGAGCGAAGACGAUCCGACAUUCGAACGGAUGGAGGCGUUGGGGUGAACAGACUAGGUGUUGUCGGACCGCUCGUGGAGCAGCUUGUGCGACUGUUGCCGGUGAGCUGCAUUCCAAUAACGCGCACCGAGAGUGCUGUAGCUUGGUACCAAUCAUACCCACAUAGUUGACUGCGGAACACCGAUACUGGUACGUUUUCACAACAGCCUGGCAUCUCCUCACUCGUUCUAUCAACAAUGAAGUUGAGCGAAGAACAAUUCCACGAUGGUUACAAUGAUAUCAUGUCGUGCCUUCUUUCCUACAAGUGAUGCCAUAAAGUGUGACCCUCUCGACCGAUUUUCAAAGCUCGAUUAUUCAACGCCGACGAGGAUGCCGAAAUUGAAGUGCACGUUUUCGGAGAGCUCUCGUUUGAGAUGGUUCCAACGCCUAACG
Molecule: messenger RNA, 520 nt
Organism: Ectocarpus sp. CCAP 1310/34
Lineage: Eukaryota; Phaeophyceae; Ectocarpales; Ectocarpaceae
Source: the annotation of a GenBank genome assembly